AUGAAAUAUUUUCUAUCGACUAGUCUUGAUCGAGAAAUGGGAUUUUAUUAUUUGGGCGGCUGUGAUGAUCCUCAUGAACCAUCACUGAUUCCAGUUCUCAUUGAAAUUCAUCUUGAGAAAAAAAUUUGUUCAAGUAAUUGUGUAAAGCCAUUUGCUAAUAUAACUGAACAAAGUUAUUUUGCUGAAGCAGAAAAAGAAGUUCUAUUCAUGGUUAGUACCUAUUUUCAAGUAGAUGAUGUACGUCGUGGAGAUGAAGGCACAUGGCAUAUUCGUUUAGGGAUAGAGUAG
Molecule: messenger RNA, 288 nt
Organism: Rotaria sp. Silwood2
Lineage: Eukaryota; Metazoa; Rotifera; Eurotatoria; Philodinida; Philodinidae
Source: the annotation of a GenBank genome assembly